CUAUGUUCGAUUUACCUUAAUUAAUUGUUAAUUAAUCGAAAGAAAUGUAUAUUGUAUAUCUAAAAGUACAGAGUAUAAACUAGACGUAUCGUUCUUUUCGAAAUCCACCGUAAGACUGACUCAUUGUCCUCUAUGAAAGUUUUUUUAUUGAUUGUUGUUUAUAUAUAUGACUUUCAGAAGAAUAAAUUCUAUUUAUUACAAAUAUGAUUUUCAUUAUGCAUAUGUAAUCUACGGAAAGUUAUUUAACAACGAUCAAUAAAAGAAUUUUAAUUGACUUUCAUAGAGGACAAAGAGCGAGUUUAACAUUGCAUUUCGAAAAGGACUGUGUUUUUAGACUACAAUAUAAAUUUCCUUGGAUUAAUUAACAAUUAUUUAAAAUAUUUCGGACACUCUCAAGAUAUAUAACAUUCCCACUCAUCUGUCCACGAAUAAACACAUUUCGCAAUUACUAUCGAUCGACGUAUCUCAUGCACACACACUCUUUUCAUGUCGUUUCAUAAAAUUGUAUCAUUUCCGUCGUCUAAGAAGUUUCACUUCAAAAAAAAAAUACAAUGGAACCUUAGUUUCCGAGCAUAAUUCGUUAAAGAAAUGUUUUCGUAAUCCAAAGCACUCGUAUAUACAUGUAUCAAAAUGAAAAAGAAAUAUAUAAUGGAAAAUCAAAUAAUUUGUUAAUUAAUAUAAAAAUAAUAAAAAAUAGAGAAAAUACGAAGUAACAAUUAAACAAGUUAAUCCUUGUCGUUUACUAAACGUAUUCGUACUGCUCGUAUUGCAAGACAUUGCUCGUUAAUCAAAUCAAAAUAUUUUCCUCAUCAUACGGAACACUCGUAAAUCAAAUUACUCGCAAUCCAAGAUUUAACUGUAAAUGAAAUAAAUGAACAAUCUUCUUGGCUAUUGAAUAAUCGUUUAAAUCACUUCGCAUACCGAUUUAGAAAUAUUUUAAUCUUUAAAUCCGAUCUAUGAAACAUGCGAUCGAAUUUUCUCGUUUUAGAAUACUUAGGAAUUCAUUAGAAUUUUCAGUGAAUCGAGUCGGAAAGUAAUACACGCUAUUACGCCUCUGAUCAAUAUGCCAGACGUUAAGGAACCAGGAUCAUCAUCUAUACGGAAAACGCUACUUAAUGAAAUGGUUUUCAAGGAGAAGGUUCAAAGAAUUGGCUUAUCUGUCUUAUAAAAAGGAAACGAAUGAGAAGAUGUUUAAGUUAGUCGAAUGAUAACAGUGAACAUGUUAGUAACCAUCUUACCAUUUCUUUUAGCUACUCAAUUGACUCCAGAACACCCUCGAGAAAAAUACAAAUGGCAAUAUGGUGGAGAAAUGACUUUCGACGUGUUAAUAAAUCUUUCUCGAUCCGAUAUCGAUCGAGGAAGACGUAUUUACUGUUCCACUGUCUCCAACGAGCUCAAAUGUCGAGUGAAAGAUGCCGAAACACUUAGCUGCUAUUUCCUAACCCCUAUUAUAACAUUUUCAACGAUUAACGAUAGCUCGACGACGUGUGAAUGGUCGAGAAAUUUUGUACCAUUAAAUGAUCAUUUCUUUUUCGAUCAAGAUCCGUUCGAAAUCAGAUUCAAUUCUCGUGGCAUUGAGAAUCUAGUAGUAAAAAGAACUAUUACAAGAUGGAAAUUGGAUGUAACGAAAGCUGUUGUAAGUCAAUUACACGUUGGCUUUGAACUGAAAGAAGGACAAUCUUCGUUUCAAACAACCGAAAAUUCAAACCUUGGUCAUUGCGAAGUAGAUUCGAGGGUUCUUGUCUCUGGUGGAUAUUAUGAAAACGAAAGAUACGCUCAUGCCAAUUUUCAAUUGGCUUUGUUAGAUUCUAAUGAAUUACGUUACAGAGAUAUACUUAAUCAAGGUGGUCAAAUAAUUAUUGAAAAGAUCAGGCAUUCUAAAAAGUGUCCAAGAAGGCCUAUUUAUUUUUUUGGAAUUCCUAUAAGUCAUAGGGAUGACAGGGAGAGAGGAACUUUCAUGGAUAUGGUGUCUUCGACUACUAGAAUGAUCAUAUCCAAAAGAGGAUUUUCAUCGGAAACUGUUUCCGAAGGUCUACCAAUCAUAAUGAGCGGAUUAAGGAAUGGACCGUCUCGUCAAAAAAUUUCUGUAAUUUUAAAAAAUGUUGAUCCUGCUAGAAACGUUCCUCCAACGAUUUCGCAUCCAGCUUCUACUAGUAUUCAUACUUAUUCUAGUUUCGAUCAUUAUACUAGACGAAUGUUACGUAGAAGUAUUAGAUUCGAAAAAUUUCUUUAAACUCUAUCAAAAAUGUAACAAUACUAAUUAUUCAAAAUUAAAUAUGCAUGUAAAGCUUGAAUCCAUUGCUCUUGAAAAAGUAACUUUUCCAGCUUCCAUAAUUAAUCGUAUAAUGCAACGAGUUAGCUUUUCCAGUUUGCCUAUUAAACUUUGAUUAAAAUAUACAUAUAUUACAUUGAAGUGUUUGUGAAAAUAAUUGUGUUAUCAAAAAUAUUAAAUGAAUAUUUCUUUUUUCUUUAAUCGGUCCGCAGAAAAAAAAUACUCAGAUCCUGAGGAAAAAUU
Polistes canadensis is the source of this 2515-nucleotide messenger RNA. RefSeq lists its product as uncharacterized. The record is from RefSeq and is a predicted model, not a curated record. Gene Ontology annotation, biological process: lipid transport. Lineage: Eukaryota; Metazoa; Arthropoda; Insecta; Hymenoptera; Vespidae. The coding region runs from base 1205 to 2233 and encodes 342 amino acids. Gene Ontology annotation, molecular function: lipid carrier activity. The transcript is spliced from 3 exons.